Molecule: messenger RNA, 982 nt
Organism: Hyaloscypha bicolor E
Lineage: Eukaryota; Fungi; Ascomycota; Leotiomycetes; Helotiales; Hyaloscyphaceae
Exons: 1
Coding region: 274-798 (174 amino acids)
Source: RefSeq, a predicted model, not a curated record
AUUUUAUGCAUCUUCGAAACUAUUUUUACGGCAAUGCAGCAGACAAACAGCCAGACGCUUAGCGAUGCCAUGAAUGAUUGAUAUCUUAUCGCACGGGAGGCCACACCGCAGACGCCCGGUCAUGCCUUGCAGGCUUGCAGGCUUGCAGGCUUGCAGCCGAGGAGCCGUCGUCAUCAGAGCUCGCUUCUCACCGCCUCCCAAUGCAUUCCUUUCUUCUUUCAACACCACGCUGGUGACACAACCGAAGCAGGGACGACUUCACGACUCAGACAUAUGAUAUCACUCCUGCUGUGCGCGACUUCGACACAGACGCAGCACUCCUUCAUCACGCUUCAUCGCCCUCAUCGCCCUCAUCUCCCUCAUCUCCCUCAUCGCCCUCAUCGCCCUCAUCGCCCCUCAUUUGCCCACUCUUCUCUUCCUCCCGCCCACUCUCCCAUCUCCAGAGAGACACACCAGCCUCGGCCUCGAUGGCAGCCCAGAGCAGCUCCUCGCCGCAGCCUCAAGGUUUCCAGAACGGGUAAGGCAUCCGCGCGCACCCAAUCAGCGCACCAAGCCCGUCACCAACUCACUUCACAGCGUCUAACACCAGCGCUUAACGCCCUCCGUCCAUCUCCAUUCGCCACACCACGACAAAUAAAAACACGCAGACGCGCUCUUCUCAACCCAAUGCACGCCAAAGGGGUAAAACCUGCUGAGCUUAACGCGCUUCUCGUCUUCCGGGUGUGGGGUCGGAAAUUGUUGGUGUUUUGCGCGAGGCUGUUGGUGCGGUUCCAGACGUGCUCACCCCCUCGAGGCUAGACGUGCAUGCAGUGGAAGUCCACUCCCUCGCAUGCAGGAGAGCAUCUGCGAUUGCUGCCACGGGAGCGGGACGCUGCUAGGUUGCAGCCCAAUCCACAAACCGCCUCAUCCCGCAACUCUUAAGUUCGGGAUCAACCUCCCUUCUCCAUCUUCGGGUCCCAGCAUCCAAACUCUUCUUCCCACA